Molecule: messenger RNA, 1765 nt
Organism: Telopea speciosissima
Lineage: Eukaryota; Viridiplantae; Streptophyta; Magnoliopsida; Proteales; Proteaceae
Product: histidinol dehydrogenase, chloroplastic
Exons: 15
Coding region: 47-1507 (486 amino acids)
Biological process (GO): L-histidine biosynthetic process
Cellular component (GO): cytoplasm; chloroplast stroma
Molecular function (GO): NAD binding; metal ion binding; histidinol dehydrogenase activity
Source: RefSeq, a predicted model, not a curated record
UCAUUCUCCAUCUUAAUUCUGGGUAGGUUUUGAAGGUUGGUGGUGAAUGGAAGUCCAAUUUUUAUCGUUCAAGCGGAGCAGCUCUUUGAUUGGUUCAAACGCAACGACUGGCCAGUUUCGUGUGAUUGGUGCCCCAGAAAAUUUACAUCAUCGGCGUUAUCAUUUCUGGGCAGGAUCAAAGUGUAGAAUCAAGUGCGCUAUGAAGUCUUAUAAGUUGUCAGAGUUGACUCGGACUGAGGUUGAUAACCUCAAGGCUCGUCCGCGUAUUGAUUUCUCUAAAAUUUUUCGUACGGUACACCCAAUUGUUGAUGAUGUACGCAGUAGAGGCGAUGCUGCAGUGAUAGAUUACACUGCACGUUUUGACAAAGUGGAAUUGGAUAACAUAGUUGAAUACGUUCCUGAUCUUCCAGAUCCUGAGCUUGAUCCAGCUGUUAGAGAAGCAUUUGAUGUGGCGUAUGACAAUAUACAUGCAUUUCAUGUUGCUCAAAAGGUUGCAGAGAUGGAAGUUGAAAACAUGAGAGGUGUUAGAUGCAAAAGGGUAGCAAGGUGCAUUGCUUCUGUGGGUCUCUAUGUUCCUGGAGGCACUGCAGUUUUACCUUCAACAGCUCUGAUGCUUUCAGUGCCUGCACAUAUUGCUGGGUGCAAAACUGUUGUUCUUGCAACUCCCCCAGGCCACAAUGGCAGCAUCUGCAAGGAGGUACUUUAUUGUGCUAAGAAAGCCGGUGUUACUCAUAUACUUAAAGCUGGUGGAGCUCAGGCCAUUUCAGCCAUGGCAUGGGGAACUGCAUCUUGCCCUAAGGUGGAGAAGAUUUUUGGGCCAGGAAAUCAGUAUGUCACAGCUGCCAAAAUGAUUCUGCAAAACAGUGAAGCUAUGGUUUCAAUUGACAUGCCUGCGGGCCCAUCAGAAGUUCUGGUCAUUGCUGACAAAUAUGCCAACCCGGUCCAUAUAGCUGCAGACUUACUUUCUCAGGCAGAGCAUGGUCCUGAUAGUCAGGUUGUUCUAGUAAUUGCCGGUGAUGGUGUGGAUGUGGGAGCCAUUGAAAAGGAAAUCAGCAGACAAUGUGAGAGCCUUCCCAGGGGAGACUUUGCUUCAAAAGCACUAAGCCACAGUUUCACUGUUUUUGCUCGUGAUAUAGUUGAGGCCAUCUCCUUUUCAAACUUGUAUGCACCUGAGCAUCUGAUCAUCAAUGUUACAGAUGCAGAGAAGUGGGAGGGAUUCAUCCAGAAUGCAGGUUCUGUGUUUUUAGGGCAGUGGACUCCAGAGAGUGUUGGAGACUAUGCAAGUGGGACAAACCAUGUUCUUCCAACAUAUGGGUAUGCACGGAUGUAUGGUGGGGUGUCUCUUGAUUCCUUCCUCAAGUACAUGACGGUGCAAUCAUUAACAGAGGAAGGACUGAGGAAACUUGGUCCGUAUGUGGCAAAGAUGGCAGAAGUUGAAGGACUGGAAGCCCACAAGAGAGCUGUAACCCUUAGGCUCCAAGAUAUUGAAGCAAGGCUCCCUGUUUGAAAUUGUCUCUACUCUGAAGCGCCCUCCACUAAAGCCCGAGGACCUAGGGGAGAUUACUCAUACUAGUGACACUUCGAAAGGUCCAUGAUUGAAAUUUAUAAAGCUAAUCGGCAGAAGAACUUGAUUCUCCAUCUUAAAAAACAAAAUCUAUCUCAGCAAGGGAUUUACAAAGUUCAUGUACUGAAUCCAGGAGUGUCAAAGUCAUUCUCAGAGCUUUGGAUUUUCCUUUUUAAUUCAAGUUGAUUUCCCAUUAUGAGU